Messenger RNA from Arabidopsis thaliana (thale cress), 1024 nucleotides. Its product is annotated as josephin-like protein. The coding region runs from base 305 to 745 and encodes 146 amino acids. The transcript has a single exon. Lineage: Eukaryota; Viridiplantae; Streptophyta; Magnoliopsida; Brassicales; Brassicaceae. The record is from RefSeq and is marked reviewed.
AUUUCCAUAUAACCACUCUCACACUAAAUCCACAUUAUACAAUUAGAAAGUAGAAAAUUGUGAGUUACAAGUUUCAAUUUUUAGUAAGGUUGUUAAACUGACCCCACCAUAUUUAUAUCUUUACAAUUUCACCCCAAUGUCUUUUAUGUCAUUAGACAACACCCCAUAAAUAGUCUUCAAAAUAUCCCAUUUGCUUCUCUUUAGUAUUUGCUAUUUGGUCUUCUCUCAACCCCUCUCUCUCUCUCUGUUUCUCCUCGCCCUGUCUCUCUCUCUCUCUUCACCGCAAUUUCAGACAACAAAAAAUAUGUCACGAAGAGCAUGCAAAAGAGUAAGCUUUAACCCGAACCCAGAAGCCACAGACGAACCCAUAUUCCCAAAACACGACGGUUUAAGCUCGUCACAUCACAGCCGGAGAAGGGUGGUUCUCGUCGGAAUUCUCAGUUUUGGUCUAAGGAGCUCGCCGGCCGCGAGGAAAUUGAUCCAACGUAUUGGAGCAAGAUUCGCCAAAACGCUGCGUUUUAUUUCCUUCAGAAGAAAUACUACUGAUAGAAGAAAAACGUCAUCGUUUUUGUUGCCUUCGUCGUCGUCGUCUUCUUCUUCGUCAGCUAUUUAUAUGAAGAGGUCAAAGUCUGUAAACGAGACAGAGUCUCAUCGAGCAGAAGCUAUUGAAGAUUGCAUUGAGUUCUUGAACUCUUCUUUUCCUCUGUCGAGAUCAAACUCAGUCUCAACGUGGUCUUCUUCUUGAUUUUACCCGGUUUGGAUUUGCGUCCGGUCAAACAGAGAGCUCCUAUUCUCUGUUUUUUUUUUCUGUAAUGUUAGAGAAUUGUAUAGGAGUGUUUUAAAUUUCUUAUUUUCGAUAACAGAAAUAUUUAUCGUUCUUGACUAGAAAUGGUUAUUCUUGAUCUUCUUUUCAAAAUUCAUUGAGCAAACUAAGGUUUUUACAAUAAAAUAAAAUAUCACACUGUUUUUAUUAACUUUCCAUUGUUUUAAACAAGUUACGUUGAUAUUUUGUAACCGACCAAAA